AACGAGCAUCUCCCAUCACUAUUUCUGCGCUGUUUAAUUUGUAUUGUACUUUUCUGCGAUGGUGGGCUCCAAUUUCGGAAUUAUUUACCACAACAGCGCCGGUGGCGCAGGCCAUGUAAACCAUGGACAAUCCUCAGGAGGAGGGGGCGGAGGAGAUCGGGAGAGGACCACACCAGCUUCCCAUCUCAGCGACUUCAUGUCGCAGCUGGAGGAUUAUACUCCAUUGAUUCCGGAUGCGGUGACCUCGCACUAUCUGAACAUGGGAGGAUUCCAGUCGGACGACAAGCGAAUCGUUCGGCUGAUCAGCCUUGCUGCCCAGAAGUACAUGUCGGACAUCAUCGACGAUGCACUGCAGCACUCCAAGGCCCGCACUCAUAUGCAAACUACCAAUACACCGGGCGGAUCGAAGGCUAAGGACCGCAAGUUCACCCUGACCAUGGAGGAUCUACAGCCGGCUUUGGCCGACUACGGCAUUAAUGUUAGGAAAAUGGACUAUAGUCAGUAGUUAAUGGCAGACUGAGCCUUAUAUUAGUACUAAUGCUUUUAUUCUCAUUAAAAAGAAUGUAUCUUAAA
Messenger RNA from Drosophila yakuba, 573 nucleotides. It is a transcript of the gene Taf10b, whose product is annotated as transcription initiation factor TFIID subunit 10b. Gene Ontology annotation, cellular component: SAGA complex; transcription factor TFIID complex; nucleus. Lineage: Eukaryota; Metazoa; Arthropoda; Insecta; Diptera; Drosophilidae. The transcript has a single exon. Gene Ontology annotation, molecular function: promoter-specific chromatin binding; RNA polymerase II general transcription initiation factor activity. Gene Ontology annotation, biological process: transcription initiation at RNA polymerase II promoter. Bases 59 to 505 code for a protein of 148 amino acids. The record is from RefSeq and is a predicted model, not a curated record.